Tilletiaria anomala UBC 951 is the source of this 1904-nucleotide messenger RNA. RefSeq lists its product as uncharacterized. Bases 73 to 1662 code for a protein of 529 amino acids. Gene Ontology annotation, molecular function: structural constituent of nuclear pore. Gene Ontology annotation, cellular component: nuclear pore; nuclear pore central transport channel. The transcript is spliced from 3 exons. Lineage: Eukaryota; Fungi; Basidiomycota; Exobasidiomycetes; Georgefischeriales; Tilletiariaceae. The record is from RefSeq and is a predicted model, not a curated record. Gene Ontology annotation, biological process: nuclear pore organization; protein localization to nuclear inner membrane; NLS-bearing protein import into nucleus.
GCGGUUGAUCCAAGAGGCUGACGACGAAAACAGACUCGUGGGAAGCUGGCGAAAUAAGCUGCGGCAUUGAGCAUGGCGUUCUCCUUUGGCCAGCCGGCCGCAUCAUCCAGCGCUCCGAACACGGCAGGCGGCACGACAGGUGCCGGCACCUUCUCGUUCGGCCAACCUGCCACCACUACAGCCUCCGCCGCCAAUGCUACCCCAGCAACCGGAGCACAGGCAGUGACACAAAGUGGUGGUGGCGGCGCAUUCUCUUUCGGAAAGCCGGCGGUUACGUCGGCUGCACCUAGUGCAGUCGGCACAUCGACUUUUUCUUUUGGAGCGCCUGCUGCCCAGCAACAGCAACAGCAAGCACAACCAGGGCAGCAGCAACAGCAGCCGAGCCAGCAGCCAGCGACGACAGGAGGGUCUCUCUUCUCGUUUGGAGGGUCCCAACCGGCUGGUGGGACCCUAGGCGGCGGGCUGCUCGGGCAGCCCCAACCGCAGCAAAAUCAAGCGUCACAGCCGCCAGCGUCGGGAGGUCUAUUUGGCUCAUCUAAAACAAGUGCUGCUCCAACAACAGGAUCGCUCUUUGGGCAGACGUCUACCAACAGUGCCGGGACAUCUCUCUUUGGGCAGAAUCAGCAGCUUCAGCAGUCAGGUGCUCUGCAACCACAGCAACUGCAACAACCACAGCAGCAGACAGUGCAGACGCAACAAGCUGGCCUCGGCGCCUCUACAUCCUCCGCUGCUGUAGAUCCGAGGAAGCUUGGACAGCCUCUCAAUGCGCAACUAGAGGCGGUUUACAAAGCAUGGGACACGAGUGAUAUUGCGUCAUGCAAGUUUCGACAUUAUUUUUACAACAACGUCGGCGAGCAGGCGAUCGAAUCGCUAGCAGGCAACCCCUACGCGGGGCGUCGGCCCGACGCUGUCGGCAGGGAGCACGAUGCGCUUUGGAAUGCGGCGGUAUCGCAGAACUCGGACCCUAAACGGCUUCUCCCCGUCCUGGCUGUCGGCUUUGGUGACGUAAAGAAGCGGCAUCAGGCGCAGCAAGGCGAGGCGACGCGGCAGCUGCAACACCUUAGCGUCUGCUCGGAGCGCCUAAAAGCGCUCGAGCGCAAGCAUUCACUUAGCAACGCCGUGCGACACAGUGCCGCAGCGGCCAAGCAAACCGACAUCCACCAUCGCCUCAUGGCGCUGGUCCGAAAGUGUCACCUGCUCAUCCCGUCUUUGCGCGGCACAAGCAUCGAGCCGGAAGAGGAGAAGCUUCGCGCGCAGCUCGAAGCCCUCGAGGCGGAGAUUGAAGGCACGGGGUAUGACAGCGAAGGCGCAGGAACAGCAGCAUAUUCUAUCUUGAGCCGUCCAGUCGGAGCGACGCGCAUACGGGCUAGCAUUAAUGAGCUGUGGGCGCAGAUCGGGGCGCUGCGAGCAAAGCGGGACGCCAUCGUACGCGCCACGAGCGGUAGCGCUGCCCCUGGCGCGGUCGAGUGGGCGGUCGUUGACCAGGAGACCCUCGACCAAGUCGUAAAGAUCCUUGGACAGCAACAGAAAGGAUUGAAUCACUUGAGCGAUACGCUCACCUCGGACUCGUCGGCUCUUGAUACCAUCUUCCAAGGGCUGCAAGGAGUCAAGCUCGUAGGUGUCAAAGGCACACUAGGCGCCCGGCCGCAAGAAUCCCUUUAGCACGCAGAGGUCAGCUUGGAGUUCACCUGCACUCGCUGCAAUAACAUGUCGCUGCGCUGCUUGUGAUUGCUUUGCCAGUUCUGAGUGGAGAAGGGCACAUCACCUCAGACACACGCGUGUGAUCCCGAGAUCCUCUCAGCUCUGACGAAUCAGGGACCAAAGACCAACAGUAGACUGUCCUGUUCCCCAUGUUUGCGCGCCCUUGAAAAAAAGACGGAUAAGGCACCAAGAUACUAGCAAUG